Eutrema salsugineum is the source of this 1122-nucleotide messenger RNA. RefSeq names its product F-box protein At5g18160. The annotation marks the transcript as partial. The transcript has 2 exons. The record is from RefSeq and is a predicted model, not a curated record. NCBI's taxonomy places the organism in Eukaryota, Viridiplantae, Streptophyta, Magnoliopsida, Brassicales, Brassicaceae. Gene Ontology annotation, molecular function: protein binding.
GAUGAUGAUGAUGAUGAUGAUAGAUCUCAAACCGACCAUAUUCCUCUUGAUCUAACCUUGGAAAUACUCUCAAGACUUCCUGCGAAAUCGAUCUUGAGAUCUCGGUGUGUGUCCAAGCUCUGGUCUUCUUUCACCAAACUUCCGACUUUUAUCAGCUCUUUCGCGUCUCGCUCCUCUUCACAGCCACCGAGACUUCUGGUCACAUUAUCAACUGCAGAAUCAAAGGAUUUCGUUUUCUCGUUUCCACAACACCAGAAUCCUGAUGGGUCUUAUCCUCAAGUCUACAGUUAUCACUAUCAAAUAACGUCAUCAAAACCUAGAUAUUGUAGCCCUUAUCAUGAAACGCGAGGUGAGAGCGUCCAGGGCUUGUUCUUAUUACAAGGAUUCAAGAUUUGGAACCCAAGCUUGAGACGGCUUUGGACCUUACCACAUCCCACACCAAACAUCCCGAGUCAUGAUAACUGGAUGUCUUAUUUAGGGUUCGAUCCAUUGGAGGGUAAACACAAAGUACUAUGCGUAUCGCAUAAAGAUUCCCAACAGCCUCGUGUUCUUACAUUGGGAGCUCAAUAUCAAUCUUGGAGAAUAAUAUCCAAAGGUGUCCCUAGGCAUUGCCCCCUUAGUGGAGACCAUGGACAAUGCUUCAAUGGUAUUCUGUAUUAUAAAGCUCGUGCUAUUGGUGUCAACGAUCAUCCUAUAAUAAUGAGCUUCGAUGUCAAAUCUGAAAAGUUUUUCAAACCGAUAAAGUAUCCCGAGACUCGUGUUCUUCUCACACCUUAUACGAUGUCGUCUUACGAGGGAAAGCUAGCCUUUGUUGAUCAUAUGGAUAAUCCCUUUGGUGAUAUUCAUCUAUAUGUUUUGGAAGAUGCAAAUGGAGACGAAUGGACGCAUAGACGCUUUCUUCAUGGUAUUACUGAUGCUGGUGAGCUCGUUUUUGCAUCGUAUUGUGUGUUUGAAUCGUUUUACAUUCUAUAUUUCGAUCCGAGGAAAAACAGUAGCAGAGAAGCCUUGUUUAGCAGAGUUGUGGGUAAGGAGUUUAGACACCGUCACAGGCUUUCUAAGGACUGUUUGUUCGUCACGAGUGUUUCCCCAAAUCACAUUGAGAGUCUCGUGUCUUUGUCGUAG